Molecule: messenger RNA, 951 nt
Organism: Emys orbicularis (European pond turtle)
Lineage: Eukaryota; Metazoa; Chordata; Testudines; Emydidae
Gene: ST6GALNAC6
Product: ST6 N-acetylgalactosaminide alpha-2,6-sialyltransferase 6
Exons: 5
Coding region: 1-951 (316 amino acids)
Biological process (GO): oligosaccharide metabolic process; ganglioside biosynthetic process
Molecular function (GO): alpha-N-acetylgalactosaminide alpha-2,6-sialyltransferase activity
Source: RefSeq, a predicted model, not a curated record
AUGAGGCCUCCCAUUCCAACAGGGAAUUCUAUGUCUUCCUGCCGUAAUGCAAUUCAGGAUCUAAGGGCCUGGAGGGGCCAGCGCACUGCAAUCUUCGUGGUUCUCUUUGCUUUGAUCAUGCUGCUGAUCAUCUACAGCUCGAACAGUGGGAAUGAAGUUUUUCACUACACUGCCCUGCGAGGGAAAUCCCACCAUCCCCCCAACCUCAAGAAAUGGGGGGUAAAAAGUGGAUACCUCCCCAUCUAUGGAAACAAGACCCUGAAUUCCCAUUGCCACCAGUGUGUGAUCAUCACCAGCUCCAGCCACCUGCUGGGGAGCAAACUGGGCUCAGAGAUCGACCAAUCGGAGUGCGUCAUCCGCAUGAACGAUGCCCCCACCACGGGCUAUGAGGCAGAUGUGGGCAACAAGACCACGGUCCGGGUGGUGGCUCACUCCAGCGUCUACAGGGUGCUGAAGAGGCCGCAGGAGUUCGUCAACAAGACCCCGGAGACCAUCCUCAUCUUCUGGGGGCCGCCCAGCAAGAUGCAGAAGAGCCUGCUCAAGAUCCUCCAGCGCGUCAGCAUGUCCUUCCCCAACAUGUCGGCCUAUGUGGUCUCCCCCAUGCGCAUGAAGCAGUUCGACGACUUGUUCCGGGGAGAGACCGGGAAGGACAGGGAGAAGUCCCGGUCGUGGCUGAGCACAGGCUGGUUCACCAUGGUGAUCGCCGUGGAGCUGUGUGACAAGGUGCAUGUUUACGGGAUGGUCCCCCCUAACUACUGCAGCAGGAGACCUCAGCCCGGCAAGAUGGCAUAUCACUACUACGAGCCCAAGGGCCCGGACGAGUGCACCACCUACAUCCACAAUGAGCGCAGCCGCAAGGGCAACCACCACCGCUUCAUCACGGAGAAACGGGUCUUUGCCAGCUGGGCCAGCCUCUACAACAUCACCUUCUCCCACCCGGCCUGGGACUAG